CAAAUUUUGGUCACUUUCAGUUGUUAAAUAUUUUUCAUAAUAAUGUUAGUCAAAUUCGUUCUCGCUACUAUCCUGGUAAUCCAGGCAUGUUGGGCCACACCCUUAAGCCCGCGUAUCACGGGUGGAAAUAAUGCCGAACCAGGCCAAUUCCCAUAUCAAGUAUCCGUUCGCUGGGCUUUUCCACCUUUUCUCUCUGCCAGACACGUUUGUGGUGGAUCUGUCUUAAACAACAACUAUGUGUUAACCGCUGGACACUGUGUCUUUAAGUUUGGAUCCUACAGUGUUGCAGUUGGUAAACACUAUCUUCUUCGAUCCGAAGAAACUGAACAAGUCAUCAAUGUCGCAAAGGCGAUCGUUCACGAAGGCUACAAAGGAGGCAUAUCUCAACAUGACAUUGCUCUAUUGAAAUUGCAAACGCCAUUGAAUUUUAAUAAGAGAGUCGUAGCAGUCAGUCUUCCUGCUCAAGAUAAACAAGUAACUGGAAAUGCAGUUCUUACGGGAUGGGGCUCGGUAUCGACGAAACUUAGGCCAAUACUUCCGUCUGUUCUUCAAACAGCUGUAGUCCCUCUAUUAAGUAACGAUGAAUGCUUGGUUAAACUCCAAUCCGUCAAAAGUAUCACUGGAAAGAAACCACAACUUUUCUCAACUCAAAUUUGCUCUAGUGCUGGAAGUAAUAAUAAUCUUUCUGCUUGUUCCGGUGACUCUGGUGGUCCAUUGGUUCAGUUUGUUGAUAAAAAACCUGUCCAAGUUGGUGUCGUCUCGUGGGGAACUUAUCCAUGUGGACAUGGCUUGCCAUCAGUUUAUACUCGCGUCGCUUCUUACGUUAAGUGGAUCAAGGAACAUACGGCUUAUAUAAUCAUUGAUAUCUCGCUACUGACGCAUUGGAAAACGGACUAUAUAAACCAAAGUAGAAAAUCGAAAUGCACAUUAAACAACAUGAUGAAGCUUAUUCUCUUCGCAACACUCUUCGUGGCGGCUCUUGCCGAGAAGCCCUAUCUAGGUUUCAAUUUACCCUUAUUUUCUCCACGUAUCGUUGGUGGAUCAGACGCAGAGAAAGGUGAAUUUCCCUAUCAAGUAUCCUUGCAAUGGGGUUAUACUUGUUAUACUAGUAAACACUUCUGUGGUGGAUCGAUCUUAAACGAGAAAUGGGUUCUAACUGCUGGACAUUGUAUUAACGCUGUUCCAAGUAUAGGAAAAUUGUGUGUGAAAGCUGGAAAACAUAACAUUCGUUACUCCGAGAGUAGCGAACAAACUGUUGAAGCAGAGAAGUCUGUUGUACAUGAAUCCUACCCAGGUGGUGUUGCUCCUUUCGACCUAGCUCUGAUAAAACUAAAGACACCUUUAAAACUAAGCAAAUCAGUAUCCUUCAUCAAGUUACCAAAAUAUGAAAGCAUACCAAAAGGUAAUGUCACUCUCAGCGGUUGGGGAUCAGUAUCGACAACUUCUAUCGCAAAGAUGCCCGAUGUUUUACAAAAAGCGAUUCUUCCAACUGUCGAUCUUGAUAAAUGUAAAGAAGCAUUAUAUAACAUAAUUGGACCAUCGCCUCUUCACGACACUAACGUUUGCACUGGUCCCUUGACCGGCGGAUAUUCAGCUUGCAGUGGUGAUUCUGGUGGCCCCCUCGUUCAGAAUUCUACUGUAAUUGGUAUCGUUUCUUGGGGUAUCAUACCAUGUGGUACUUAUGGUGCGCCAUCUGUCUAUACGAGAGUUUCUGCAUUCACUAAUUGGAUCGAAGAGAAGAUUAAUAACAAUUAAUAUUUCACUGGAUACUUUUAACAGGAUACUUCCAACCGAUCACUUUCACUUUCGCUAAUAACAUUUUUUUCUGCAAUAAAGAAAUUUUAAAACAUUUA
Vespula vulgaris is the source of this 1853-nucleotide messenger RNA. Its product is annotated as transmembrane protease serine 9-like. The transcript has 8 exons. Gene Ontology annotation, biological process: proteolysis. The record is from RefSeq and is a predicted model, not a curated record. Gene Ontology annotation, molecular function: serine-type endopeptidase activity. The coding region runs from base 43 to 1755 and encodes 570 amino acids. Lineage: Eukaryota; Metazoa; Arthropoda; Insecta; Hymenoptera; Vespidae.